Molecule: messenger RNA, 576 nt
Organism: Ectocarpus sp. CCAP 1310/34
Lineage: Eukaryota; Phaeophyceae; Ectocarpales; Ectocarpaceae
Source: the annotation of a GenBank genome assembly
AUGAAAAGGUCCCGCAACGCAAACCCGACCGCAUGGUUUAACCCGAAUGUCCCCACCAUUGUGCGCCAUUGCUUACUAGAUGAUUCUCUGCAGUUCGCGGUGUUAAGGGACCCUCGUGCAGUGGCGGUCAGCACAUACUUCUACGUCAAAAGUCACCCAGCAUUCUACUCGGAUCACGUGUCCAGGGGCAAGUCUUUGGACGAGGCCGUAUUGCUGAUACUUCCGCAACUCUGCCAGUUCACCACGAUUCGGCACCUUUUGUUCGAUGGGCAACUGUCUGACAAAAGUGAAAUAUUCUGGUACGAAGACGCGAUGAGAGACCCGCUAGGCUGGCACUACCGAUGGGCAUCGUUCGCGGGCUUUGCGCUGCCCGCAAGCUGGAUCAAGGACAUAGACGCGACCUUACCAGAGGCGCAGCAGAAGGUUAAGCGCGAUCCUCACCCUGGGGGACAACAGGUGUCUUCAAAGAGAACCUGGGAGGACGAGAUUUCUCCGGCAAUACGCGAAGAGAUGGACUCCAUUCUUCGAACGUGGUUGCCUGGGGUGCUUCUAGAGCGACUUGGUAUACCGCUUUGA